AGGAAAAAAGAAUAUCUCCUCCUCGUUUUCCCGACCUCAACUUUGUCGCCGCCGCCGCGUCGUCGUCGUCCUGCGCUGGGUGGCUGAGUUUCGGCGGGGAGGAGGAGAGGGGGCGAUGCCGGCGUGGUGGCCACGCAAGUCGAGGUCCAAGGCGAAGAGCGGCGGCUGCGGGGGCGGUGGUGGGAAGCCCGGGGCGGCGGUCGUCUCGGAGGCGUCGUCCCCGCGCAAGUCGGCCGACCUUGACCUCUCCGCGUCCCCCUCGCUGACCCCGCGGGGGAGGGAGAAGGCGCGGAGCCUCGACUCGCCUGGCGCGGCGCGGCAUGGGGGAGGCGGCGGCGGCGGCGGGGGCGGGGGGCUCGGGGAGGUCGGGUACAAGCUCCCCGUGCCCGUGGGUGACGCGGGGCCGGAGCCCGACCCUGCCGUGAGGUCUCCUCACGAGGAGAACGGCGUCGCCGGUGACGUCUCGUGGGAGGACUCGGCCGCGUCCUCGGUUGAUUCGUCGGACGAGGCGCCGGAUCAACACGCGUGUAGGUCUACGGAUCCGGUUACUGUCAUCAGGGGAAGAAAUAUGCUAUCUGACUCACAUAAGAUCUUAAAUGAAGAUAAUCAUUUCAUAUCUCAUAGCAUGUCACGUGAGCAUCACAAGUUCUUUGAGGUGCCUGUCACUAAUAUGGGAGAACUUCAUUUGCACACUGAUGAUCCUUCAACUAGUGAAACCAGUUGCUCACGUGGCAGAAUGUUGCCUGAGGAUUUUCUUGCUCCAAGAACAAGAAGCCUCUCACCUGGACCAAAAGGACAUACUUUUGCUGUAAAUAAUGUAAAUUCAAGGGAGUUUGGGUUUAGUCCAAGGUCACCAGUAAAAAUGAUGGAUGGAUUGAAGAGCCCACCUCAUCCUUUACCUCUUCCUCCAGCUCCUGCUGCUUGCUCGCCUCUUCCUCCAUCUCCUACUUCUUACUCACCUCACCCCCUAUCUCCUACUUGCUUGCAAUCAGAAUCACAGUGGAAAAAAGGGAAAUUGUUAGGGAGUGGUACAUUUGGCCAGGUUUACCUUGGAUUUAACAGUGAAAAUGGGCAGUUCUGUGCGAUUAAGGAGGUCCAAGUUAUUUCAGAUGAUCCACAUUCAAAAGAACGACUCAAGCAAUUAAAUCAGGAAAUAGAUAUGCUUAGGCAACUUUCACACCCAAACAUUGUGCAAUACUAUGGAAGUGAGAUGACUGAUGAUGCACUUUCAAUUUAUCUUGAGUAUGUUUCUGGGGGCUCAAUUCAUAAAUUACUUAGAGAGUAUGGUGCUUUUAAGGAACCUGUGAUCCGUAAUUACACUGGACAAAUUCUCUCUGGUCUUGCAUACUUGCAUGGGAGGAACACCGUCCACAGAGAUAUCAAAGGUGCUAACAUACUUGUUGGCCCUAAUGGUGAAGUCAAACUUGCUGACUUUGGCAUGGCUAAGCAUAUAUCAUCUUGUGCUCAAAUACGCUCUUUGAAAGGAAGUCCUUACUGGAUGGCUCCUGAGGUUAUAAUGAACGGUAGAGGUUACCAUCUACCAGUAGACAUUUGGAGUUUGGGGUGUACAAUAAUUGAAAUGGCAACGGCGUCACCUCCUUGGCAUCAAUACGAAGGGGUGGCUGCAUUAUUUAAGAUCGCAAACAGUAAAGAAGUACCUGAAAUCCCAGACAACUUUUCUGAGGAAGGAAAAAGUUUCUUGCAGCUGUGCUUGAGACGUGAUCCGGCAUCUCGCUCCACUGCAACUCAGUUGAUGGAUCACCCUUUUGUUCAAGACCAUCCAGCAGUAAGAGCUGCGAAAUCCAGUGCACUGAGAAAUGCGUUUUCUGCACCAGCAGAUGGGAGACAUACAGUGUCCAACAGGGAGUUCUUAUCAAGGAGAAGCGUCGCCCCUCUCAAGGAUCUAGGAGUGAGCGCGAGAAAUUUUACGGGAUUUUCCACGGCUGUUCCUUCGCCACACACCGCCAGCAGCCCCGUUUCCACCCUGAGAACGAACAUGUCUCUACCAGUGUCCCCAUGCUCAAGCCCGCUGCGGCAGUUCAAGCAAUCCAACUGGAGCUGCCUGCCAUCUCCACCCCACCCGACAUUUUCCCACGGCCCUGCUUCCCAUAAUCUGUCAAGCUACAUGUCGAGUGAGAUGAGGCGAAUCCCCACGAUCUCGGAUACCUGGCAGGAUAUCAGCCAGCUGAAGGUCCAGAGCCCUUACGGUUCCCCAAAGAGGUUCUGAGCGUCAAUCUGUGAAUGUUCAGCACACAGAAGCGUUCCCCUGACAAUCUUGGAUACAUUUUUAUGCUAUUAUGUCAGCAAACAUGUUGCAACUCAGCUUCGUGUUAGUACACCGAUCUGAUUUAUUGUACAGUAUAGAAAGGCUUCCCGAGGAAAGGGACUAUGACAGAAGGGAAAUUCUGUAUAUUGAAUCUGUGGGCGGUUGUCGCCUCCUCUUUGUACCUUGCAGUAUACCAUAUCGGUACAUAAAAUCGAACAGAAAAUACGGCCUGUAAAUUCGGUAGCUUGGAGAAGCUGAUGAUGAUGAUGUAGUAGUAGUUUAGUGCUACCUUGUCAAAUGUAAGGAUUUCUCCCUACUGCAACGAAGAUAGAUAUAUUCCACAGUUUACAAAA
Molecule: messenger RNA, 2619 nt
Organism: Oryza brachyantha (malo sina)
Lineage: Eukaryota; Viridiplantae; Streptophyta; Magnoliopsida; Poales; Poaceae
Product: mitogen-activated protein kinase kinase kinase 3-like
Exons: 11
Coding region: 116-2227 (703 amino acids)
Biological process (GO): protein phosphorylation
Molecular function (GO): protein kinase activity; ATP binding
Source: RefSeq, a predicted model, not a curated record